Messenger RNA from Oncorhynchus gorbuscha (pink salmon), 921 nucleotides. Its product is annotated as trehalase-like. NCBI's taxonomy places the organism in Eukaryota, Metazoa, Chordata, Actinopteri, Salmoniformes, Salmonidae. Gene Ontology annotation, molecular function: alpha,alpha-trehalase activity. The transcript is spliced from 7 exons. Gene Ontology annotation, biological process: trehalose catabolic process. Bases 1 to 921 code for a protein of 306 amino acids. The record is from RefSeq and is a predicted model, not a curated record.
AUGUCUGUGUUCUGGAUAGUUUAUAAGACUGCUCUGCCCGCUCUAGAGCAGGAGUACCUGUUCUGGAUGCGGAACCGCUCUGUGGCCGUUGAAGUGAAGGGGAAUAAGCAUGUUCUGAACCGUUAUGAUGUACAGGUCGGCCUGCCCAGACCGGAGUCCUACAGUGAUGAUCUAGAGCUGGCUGAAGGUCUGACCGAGGAUGCUGCAGAGAGGCUGUGGAAAGAGCUGCAUUCAGGAGCAGAGUCCGGGUGGGACUUCUCGUCUCGCUGGUUUGUGGACGGCCUGGGGAACAACAACGGAUCUCUGAAAGACACCAGAACCAGUCUGCUCAUUCCUACAGACCUCAACGCUCUGCUCUGUCGCAACGAAAGGACACUGGCUCACUUCUACAGGACGCUGGGUAAUGAGUCUGAAGCAGCGCGGUAUGACAAAGCUGUAUCAGCCAGACAAGAGGCCAUAGAGGCAGUGCUGUGGGAUGAGAAGAGGGGCGUCUGGUUGGACUACAGCCUGGUAACCAACACCUCCCACCCUGCAUUCUACCCCACUAACCUGGCCCCUGUCUGGGCAGACUGCUACUCCCAGCCUUCCAUGGGACAGAAGGCACUACACUAUCUACAGACUAGUGGUGGUCUUGCGUUCCCCAACGGUGUCCCUACGUCCCUGGUUGACAGUGGUCAGCAGUGGGACUACCCCAACGCAUGGCCCCCUCUACAACACAUACUCAUCCAAGGCCUGUCCAGUCUGCCCUCACAGGAAGCUAGAGAGCUGGGGUUUGAUUUGGCUCAGCGCUGGAUCAGAACCAACUGGCUGGCCUACGUCAAGUAUGAAGCCAUGUUUGAGAAGGUGAUUAAGAAGAGGUUUAUAAUGUGUGUGACCACAAUGAGGUGCAGGGUGAUGUUGCCCCUAGACAAGGGUUGGUAA